Messenger RNA from Paramecium sonneborni, 1453 nucleotides. The record is from the annotation of a GenBank genome assembly. Lineage: Eukaryota; Ciliophora; Oligohymenophorea; Peniculida; Parameciidae.
AUGAAACCCAAACCUUAAAUUGAAACUAAUAAUAAUACAUUUGAUUUAUUAACUAAGACAACUCAAAAUCUAAAAACAUAUAAAUUAGAUAUCAUCAAUUCUCUUAGGAGUCAUAAUUCAAACACUAAUACUAAUAAAAAUAUUUUAAGCAAAGAUUUCAUUAAAUCAAAGUAUGAUACUCUUUAUAAAAAGAAGUAAUUGAAAAAUAUAGAAAUUACUAAUAAUAUACAAAAUUACAAUCAUACACUUAAUACUACUAAUUAAUUCUCUUAAUAAUCCUUGUUACUUAAUCAACUUGUCACUAAAGUUACUCCAAACCUUCAAUUAAAUGAUUUCUAAUAAUCUAAACAAUCUUCUAUUGAUUUUAGACCUUCAACAUCUCACAAUAAGUAAUCAUCCUCAAUUUAACAUUAAAGAUAAUAAUCAAUUCGAUCUAAAGAUUAAAACUACAAAAGAAUAUAUAAUGGAAUGUUGCUAAAACCAAAGAAAGCAAACUCAUAUUAAGUUACUCCAGUUCAUUCUCGGCAAUCAUCAUUAUAAUUAUCAAAAUCUAUAUCAAAUCGAGAAUUAAAAUAUUUUGAAAGUAUUAAAUUAAAUAAAGAAAAUGUCCAUUCUUAGUAUUACUUAGGAAAAAUCAAGUAAGUUUUCACUCAACCAUUACCAAAUGAUUAUUUUAGUUCUUUAUAUAGAGAACAUUAUUUUUAGACCUAUUAAGGAAUAUAUAUAGCAUCACAUUUAAGAGCAGCAGAUCCAAAUGAUAUUAAAAAGAAAGCAGUUUAAUUGAAAUAAAAAGAUAAAUACAAAGGUAUUAAAAUACAUAUAUUUAAUUUCUAGAUAAAAUAUCUUUAAUUUUUGAUUUAGAUGAAACAUUAGUACAUUGUAAUGAAUCAUUAUAAUAAAAAUCUGAUAUAGUUUUGAAUAUAAAAGUCAGUCCUCAUGAAAUAGUAAAAGCUGGAAUAAAUAUACGUCCAGGAGCUAUAGAAUUAUUAGAAUCUUUAGUUGAUGACUUUGAAAUUAUUAUUUUCACUGCCUCACAUUAAUGUUAUGCUAAAUAAGUAUUAGAUUAUAUAGAUCCAGAAAAUAAAUUAAUUUCACAUAAAUUAUUUAGAGAUAGUUGUAUUAUGACUACUGGUGGUAUGUAUACAAAAGAUUUGAGAAUUUUUGAUAGACCUCUAAAUUAACUAGUUUUGAUUGAUAAUGCAUCUUAUAGUUAUGCUUGGUAAAUAGAUAAUGGAAUACCUAUCGUUCCUUUUUAUGAUAAUAAAGAUGAUAGAGAACUUUGGGGUUUAUAAACUUAUUUAAUUGGAAUGCUUGGAGUUUCAGAUGUUAGAGAAUACAAUAGGUAGUUAUUUAACAAUAAUUUAGAAAUAAAUUAAAAUUAAAUUAAUUCUUAGAUUCAUAAGGUCCUGCCAGUGUUUUUGAAUAGCUUUUUUAAUAAAAAAUUGAAAUAUGA